AUGCAGCACAACGCCGAGUUGCAAGAGGAGAACGAACGUCUGCACUAUGAGCUGGAUGACAUCAAGAGCCAGCACGUGUUGAUGGAAAAGCAUGGAUUGGAGGAUACCCACAGCAACAGCACCAAUGACAACCAACAGAUGGAGACAGAGGAUGCCCUGCAACCUCUCCCCACCUCGUCCGAGCCCGAAACGCAGGAGGACAAUUCUGCCGUGGCUGGUGUCUACGAAAUUCCCCAACGCCUCAAGACCUUGCACAACCUGGUCAUUCAAUACGCCUCGCAGGGCCGCUACGAAGUGGCCGUUCCUCUCUGCAAACAGGCGCUGGAGGAUCUGGAGAAAGCCAGUGGGCGCGAGCAUCCCGAUGUGGCCACCAUGCUCAACAUUCUGGCCCUCGUGUACCGCGAUCAGCACAAGUUUAAGGAGGCUGGUGUCCUCUUGCAGGAGGCCCUGGACAUUCGCGAGCGCACCCUGGGCCCGGACCACCCCGCCGUGGCCGCCACGCUCAACAACCUGGCCGUGCUGUAUGGCAAGCGCGGUAAAUUCAAGGAUGCACUGCCUCUUUGCCAACGAGCUCUCAAGAUUCGCGAAAAGGUCCUUGGAGAGGAUCAUCCUGACGUUGCCAAACAACUUAACAACCUGGCACUCCUGUGCCAAAACCAAGGGCAAUAUGAUCAAGUCGAGCUGUAUUACGAGCGGGCGCUCAACAUUUACCGUAAAACGCUUGGGCCGGACGACCCCAAUGUGGCCAAAACUCUGAACAACCUGGCGUCGGCUUACCUCAAGCAGGGCAAGUACAGCAAGGCCGAGGCGCUCUACCGCCAGGUUCUCGAAGCUGCGCACGAGAAGGAAUUUGGCCCGUUGGAUGAAGGCUCUGAUUCUCGCGACAAGGCGGCCUAUCUGCUCGGCGAAGCCCCGCCAGAUGACCCCUCUACCAAGGUCGACGACAACUACGGCGGCUGGCACAAGGCUGCCAAGGUUGACAGCCCCACCGUCACGACAACGCUCAAAAAUCUGUGUGCACUGUAUCGUCGGCAAGGCAAGCACGAGGCUGCCGAACACCUCGAAAACUGUGCCCUGCGCUUCCGCAAAAAAGCCUUGGAUGCCGUCAAUAACAGCAAGGCCGCUCAGCUGUUGGGACCCGAGGCCGUGGCAGAUCAGGCCAACGGCGGCAGUUUGCCCAACAGUCCUGCGGCUGCAGGCCCGUCAGACAAACGUCGUUCGGGCCGUCUUUUCUCCCUCCGCAAAAAUAGUCGCGCCUCGAGCUCCAGUAUCAAGGGGCCGGCCAAGUCUUCUGGUCGUUAGCCAACGACGGUGCCUUUGGCUUGCAUCAUUUUUGAGCACCGGUGAGAACGCGGCCUGCGGUCGUAGCAUGGCUGUGGCGUGUCUCCCUACUCAGGAACCAGUGUACAGUUGUAUCUGCUUCUUGGGAGAACUUUGUUUUUCCUUUUACCCCCCUCUCCGGCGCUGUCAUGUUUGUCCCCGCUGUACCAAUUUGUUUGGAGCUGAAAGUCUUGUUUGUUCCAGCAAUCCUCGCCCCUGUCGUUCUAACAUGUGUCGACGCGUCCAAUCGAUAGCAUGAGCUUG
Molecule: messenger RNA, 1584 nt
Organism: Monosiga brevicollis MX1
Lineage: Eukaryota; Choanoflagellata; Craspedida; Salpingoecidae
Exons: 6
Coding region: 1-1302 (433 amino acids)
Biological process (GO): microtubule-based movement
Cellular component (GO): membrane-bounded organelle; kinesin complex; cytoplasm
Molecular function (GO): kinesin binding
Source: RefSeq, a predicted model, not a curated record